Molecule: messenger RNA, 672 nt
Organism: Plenodomus lingam JN3
Lineage: Eukaryota; Fungi; Ascomycota; Dothideomycetes; Pleosporales; Leptosphaeriaceae
Source: RefSeq, a predicted model, not a curated record
AUGUCUCACCACGGACAGAAGGUCACCACGGACCCCGAAUCCUACAAGAACCCGAUCCAUGAAGGCGUCGGUACUGUAACCUCUGAUUCCCUCGCCGCCGAGUCUCUCAAAAAGGACGGUUCCUUUGGCUCCGAAAACCCCAAAGCCGCGGCCUCACAGCAACCCUCCGCCUCAACCACGACCAACAACACCGACACCAGCAACGCCACCCGCCUCGACCCCGCCGUCGACGCUCACGCCCGCGAAGCCCAUGAAUCCUGGAAGGAAGAAGCAACCCUUUCGACCAAGGGCCUCGGCCGCGAAUCCGGAGUAGGUCCAACCUACAACACCCCCGGCUCCUCCGUCAACUCACACGGCACCACCCGCGGCAUCACCACCACCACAUCAGGCGGCGCCGACGCUGUCCAAGGCAACAUUGCCCCGCUGGAGGCAUAUGCGGGCCAGGAGCUCGACAACGGCGUGUACAAGCCCAAGGGCCGCAAUGUAACCGAGGAUCCCAAUCUACAUGGCGACCAGAAGUUUGGCGCGGUUGGGACGGAGAAUGAUCCCGGGCGCGUGGCGGAGCUGGAGUUUGCGAAGAGGGCGAGUGCGGUUGCGGGAGGGGGGAAAGGGGGGUUGGAAAAGGGCGGGGAUGGGAGGUUCAGUGGGCUGGCGAGGGAUGAGGCUGCGUAG